AUGGCGCCACUAUUUAAAAGAAAAAGGAGGCAAAGAGGAGAGGAGGAAAUAACUGCUGGGCCGGGAGAGAACAGAGUUGUGAGUCUGAAUGUGGCGGAGACGAAGUCGUCGGAUUUCGAAGUUAGGAAAAGACUAAUCUUCGAUUUCCUACUGGUAACAUUUACACCGGCACCAGGAGCGAUAGUUGAUAAGGUAGUACUGAAGGACACAAUCUUUUGGCAAAAGGGCCAUGGAAUGGACGAGUGUAACUGUGUAAGAACGUACGCGAAAAAGGGGAACAUAAUGUUCGUGGAGCUCAUAGUAAACAAAGGAAACGCGCCAACAUUCGAGUAUUUCUACAGAGACUACUUCAAGUGGACGUCGACGGACGCGGAAAAGUUCGCACUAAGCUUCAGUAAGCAGGUGGACCUGUUCUACGUGAGAGCAACGCCGAAGCUUAACAUAAACGGAAAGAUGAAUCCGACAUUCUUCUACAUCAACAAGAGCAUGGAGGCGCCGGUCUGGGUAAUAACGCCGAAGCCGGGAAUAUGGGUGGACAGAGUGGUGGACGGAAUAGUGGACAUCUGGGAGAAAAACUAUAAGUCGGAAAUAUGUACAAAUGCAGUGGUCCUACACAGAAAGAAGAAGCCAGUGUACGUGUACCUGCUGGUAAACGAGCUGGAGCUGGCGAGUCAGGAGGUGUUUUUCAAGAAGGACGGGAUAACGUGGCCGAGAGUGACGAAGGAGGAGUUCGUGGAGGCGGCGAAGGCGCUGGGAUGCAACCCGGAGACGUUCAUGAACGAGCUGACGCUGGACCUGUCGAACGCAGGCAAAAACUUCACAGUAGAGGUUCUGGACGUGGACACGGCCUCGACGCAAGUGAUAACGCCGCUGACGGGCUACAAGGUGCGCAAGGUGGUGGACGGAGAGCAGGUGAUAUGGAAGGACGAAAGAAGCUUCGCAACGAACGCAAGCAAGCUGACGUACACGAACAGAGGAACUUACGAGCACAAGCACACGCUGCUGAACCUGUACGUGCGCCAGGGAGAGAAGACGUCAGUGCUGCACUUCGCGAAGCUCUCGGGAGUGUGGUCGCGAGUGGACAGCGCGAAGUACGCAAGGAUGUACUCGCAGACCGACGACCCGAUUAACACGCACAAGCACCUGGGCGUGGACGCCAGCGGGGGGAGGAAGAUGUACAUGAGCCACUUCAGAAACAAGGACGGCCUGAACAUACACACGUUCCACGCGCCAGUGGAAAACAGCAAGGGAAGCAUGGUGCUGGUGCACGGAGCGUUCGGACACUUCUGCUCGGAUUACAUAUCCUACUCGCGCAAGUUCUGCCUCGACUACGAGCACUACAGCCCGCUGGCGGAGCUCGAGGAUUUCGCGAACGCAAACUACGACACGAUGGACAGCCUGAAGAUGGUGACCAGGGCGCUGGAGGAGCGCAAGGACUGCUUCGAGCACAGAAGGCUCGACGGCCUCGACAUGUUCGACACGGGCUCAAGGUUCGAGUACAAGAGGAGCUUCGUGGAGGCGCUGAACAACAUGGGAUACUCAGUCUACGGACUGGACCUGCCCUCGCACGGGCACUCGGAGGGCGUGACGACGACGAGGUUCUACACGAACUCGUUCCUGGACUACGUGGAGGACCUGCUGCAGUUCAUCAACAUCGUGAAGCGAGGAAAGUUCAGCGACACGACGCAGACGUACGAAGACUUCACGUGGAAGGACAAGUCGUACAGGCCGAAGGCGCCGUCGGAGUGCACGCGAAGGAGCGGAGAGAGCUCAAUAGAGCACAUGGGCAGCCUGGGCAGCAUGAGCAGCAGAAGCCAGGCGCCGGAGGAAGCCCAAGGGGACGCGAGUGCGACGCACGGCUCAGGCGAGCACACGCAGACGAGUCCGAAAGCCUCAGAAGAUAAAAUGGAAACGAGGCCAAAUUCGCCAGCACACGUGACUAAAGGAAACCUGGCGGAGUACGUGGCCGCCGCGAGCAUGACUGAGCCAGAGUGGGUGGACGAGAAGCUGUACCUGGUGGGCUACUCAAUGGGAUCGAACAUUUGCAUCAGGACCAUCAACGAGUACUACAGGAGGACGAAGUCGUCCAAGAAGCUGAUCGACGGACUGGUGUGCCUGUCGGGAAUGUAUCAGCUGGCAGCAAUAUCGAAUCCAGUGGUGCAGAGGCUGGCGGCAAUAUUCAUCUCUAUUCUGAGCUUCUUCGCCCCGAAGUCGCCGAACCCUAUAGAAAAGCUGUUCGACUUCACAAUGACAUUCGACUCGCUCUGCAGACUGAGGGAUCCAAUGUAUGCGACCAAAAAGUCCUGCAACAAGACGUUGCUCAUGAUAGCCAAGGCGACCUUCGAUCUUACGAAGAACCUGUCGUACUUCCCAGAUGACUUGCCAAUGCUCAUGUUGAACUCGGUCAAAGAUGAACUGGUCAACAUAGAGGGUGCGAGAAAAAUGAAUAAACUGAUUAAAAAUUCAAAACUUGUUGAGUUGAAGGGCACUGUACACGGGCUGCCACUAUCUCCAUACGUUACAGUAGUAACGCCAGUGUUAAAGGAUUGGCUAUCAGGGUCACUGUAA
Theileria orientalis strain Shintoku is the source of this 2568-nucleotide messenger RNA. Its product is annotated as phospholipase. The transcript has 3 exons. The record is from RefSeq and is a predicted model, not a curated record. Bases 1 to 2568 code for a protein of 855 amino acids. Gene Ontology annotation, cellular component: membrane. Gene Ontology annotation, molecular function: lipase activity. Lineage: Eukaryota; Apicomplexa; Aconoidasida; Piroplasmida; Theileriidae.